AUGCUUUAUUAGGUUAUUGUCCAUAGGAUACAAAUAAAUCAAUUAUUAAAAGAUAAUAAAUGGCUGAAUAAUUAGGAUAGAGAGCUGAAUAUAGAGUUUUAAGCUUUGAUUGUUUAUUAUUUUUUCCAUGACAAUAUCAAUUUCUAUAGUUAUAGAGAAGUUUGAUUUAAAUUUAUUAAAUUUAGUGUAUCAGAGAAUUAACUUUAAUUUUUUAAUGGGCAGAUUGGCAUAAUGGUAAUAUAGGAGCCAAAUAUCUUAAAAUAAUGAAUGUAAUAUUAGAAUAUUCAUUUUGUGCUAAAGAAAAACAAUUUAUAACAUCUUUUUUUGUUAUUGCCAAGGCACUUAGAUUAAAUUAGUUGGUCUAUUUAUAUUAAAAUGUAAAAGUUUAAAAUUCUAAAUUUUAUCUGUUUUAACUAAAAUGGAAGUAUUUACUAAAAAAUUUAUAAGACAAACUUUUAUUUAAGAAAUAUUGGAAUAUCUAUUUUAAUUUGAUUAUUAAUUUAAAUUAUAAUAUAGUUUAUUAAAUAGAUCAAUCUUAAUUAAAAAUAAGGAUAAUGAAGAAUAAUAAGGAAUUUAAAGACCUGAUUAUUAUGUUGAUCAUUUUAUUAAAUGUUAUUACAAACACAAAGAGGCCUAAAUAUUCCUGCUUUACUUAUAGUAACUUCUAAAUAUUUUAUACUUUGUGAGGGUGAUGAAGAAAUUAUAAAGAAAAAGAAUACUAUUAAAUAAGUAGAAAAUCCUAAUCUAAUAAUGGAAUUUUCAUCACUUAAAUUGAUAUUUAAAAUAAAUAUAUCAUAGGUAUUACAGAUCGAAUAUUGAUAUUAUAGAUAGAAGGAAUUUACAGAAUGGAAGGUGAAUAAAGAAUUUGUAUUCUAUAUUCUGUUACAGAUUAACCACCUCCAUUUAAAGAUGAAGAUGCUUAGAAAUUGCAAUAUUAUUCUUUCCUAAAAUAAUUUCAACAAUGA
Molecule: messenger RNA, 965 nt
Organism: Paramecium primaurelia
Lineage: Eukaryota; Ciliophora; Oligohymenophorea; Peniculida; Parameciidae
Source: the annotation of a GenBank genome assembly